Messenger RNA from Pipistrellus kuhlii (Kuhl's pipistrelle), 1800 nucleotides. RefSeq names its product GTP binding protein 10 (gene GTPBP10). Gene Ontology annotation, molecular function: GTP binding; magnesium ion binding; GTPase activity. Lineage: Eukaryota; Metazoa; Chordata; Mammalia; Chiroptera; Vespertilionidae. The record is from RefSeq and is a predicted model, not a curated record. The transcript is spliced from 10 exons. Bases 333 to 1388 code for a protein of 351 amino acids. Gene Ontology annotation, cellular component: mitochondrion.
UCUCCAGAACCGCAGCAUAAGUUCACGUCCAGAGAAAAAUGCUUUGGUUGGCCCUCAAGUUUAUCUUUUAUAUACUUCUUCCACUCUAUUCUCUUACAACACUUUGUUUUAUGAAUACAUUUGCAUACUUAAAUGAGUCCCUGCACUUUGAUUCUUUGCUAUGACCCCAUGCAACUUAAUCUCAGGUCUGAACUGCAUUAGCAUCAGCAAGAGAGCUUUUGCUAGAUGUCCUGGCUUGACCUAGCCUCCCCUCCCCUCCUCCAGAGUAUAUCAGAAAGUAUGGAAAAUUCAUUGAUAACCUUAGACUCUUCACCAGGGGAGGAAGUGGUGGAAUGGGUUUCCCUCGCUUAGGGGGAGAAGGUGGGAAAGGUGGUGACGUCUGGGUUGUAGCCCACCAAAAAAUGACCUUAAAACAACUUAAAGAGAAAUAUCCUCAGAAACGGUUUGUGGCUGGAGAGGGAGCAAACAGUCGUGUUAGUGCACUGAAAGGCUGCAAAGGAAAAGAUUGUGAAAUUCCUGCACCUGUGGGUAUUUCAGUAACUGAUGAAAAUGGUAAAAUUAUAGGAGAACUCAAUAAAGAACAAGACAGAAUUUUGGUAGCUGAAGGAGGACUUGGUGGUAAAUUCCUUACAAAUUUCUUACCAUUGAAAGGUCAGAGACGAAUAAUUCACCUUGAUCUAAAACUUAUAGCUGAUGUAGGUCUAGUGGGAUUCCCAAAUGCUGGAAAAUCCUCUUUGCUAAGUAAAAUUUCUCAUGCAAAACCUGCAGUUGCAGAUUAUGCAUUUACAACGUUACAGCCUGAACUUGGAAAAAUCAUGUAUAAAGAUUUCAAACAGAUAUUGGUAGCUGAUCUUCCUGGUUUAAUAGAAGGAGCACAUGAGAACAAAGGAAUGGGCCACAAAUUCCUCAAGCAUGUAGAAAGAACGAAACAACUGCUUUUUGUUGUUGAUAUUUCUGGAUUUCAACUUUCUUCUCGAACUCCAUACAGAACUGCCUUUGAAACUGUAUUACUGCUUACAAAAGAGUUGGAGUUGUACAAUGAGGAACUUCAAGGAAAACCUGCACUUCUGGCAGUAAAUAAAAUGGACUUGCCAGAUUCCCAAAAUAAAUUCCAUGAACUGAUGAACCAACUCCAGAAUCCUAAAGAUUUUCUGCAUUUGUUUCAAGAUAAGAUGACUCCAAAGAGGACAAUGGAGUUCGAACAUAUCAUCCCCAUCUCUGCAAUUACAGGAGAAGGAAUUGACGAAUUAAAGAACUGCAUAAGGAAAUCUCUGGAUGAACAUGCAGACCAGGAAAAUGAUGCAUUUCAUAAGAAACAGUUGCUUAAUUUACAGAUUUCUAAUACAGUAUCUCAUAGUGAGCCACUAUCAAGAAAUGCUGUUAACUAGUUCCAGAAUGGAUACAAUUUAAAUCCAUUAAAUAUGUACAUGAAAUUGUGUUUAUUUGAAAACUUUUCCACAGAGUAUUAUGUAUUCCACAGUUAUUAUUACUAAUACUGUCAUUUGAGAACCCUAUCUUUUUAACUUGUUUAUAGUUAAAUAUAUCAAUAGUUUAAAAAAAGUGAAAGCUGAAAAUGACAAUUUACAGUUUUAUAGUCAAUCUACUUAUAAUAAAAUCCUCUUGAUUUUUUUUAUGAUACUUAUAAUAAAAUCCUCUGAUAUUUCUCUAGUGAGAUCAUUUAAAAAAAAUAAAUGAAAGGAUUUCUCAAAUAUUAUUAAAGUGAGCAACUGGGUAUUGUUUGUUUUGAGUCUGUCAUGUACCUGGUUCAAUUAUGAAGAGUUCUCAUUUUAAGAAAAUCUA